AUGUCCGUCAAUGUAGAAGCAACAUUAUUAGAUGUAUCUUUGUCUAAUCCUCAUUCACAAGCACAAGCUAAACUUGCGGAUGAUACAAAUCUAAAUCAAGAAAAAAAUACAGAAGAAGAACCUGAAUCUUCUUCUUCUUCUUCUAUAGUUAUUCAACCAACGCAAGACGCUAUUCAUAGAGAAGUACCAAAUGAAAAACUUGAUGAUUCUCUUCAAGGUUCCUCAUCAAAAGAUGAAAAAUUACAAGAAACUUAUCGACCGCCAGAAGGUAAAUGGCCACGAAAAUCAAUCAGCAUUGUGUGCCCAAAUUGUCAGGCAUUAGCAUAUACACAGAUCAAAGUAUCCACUACUCCACUGACUAUUCUUAUUGGUAUUGCUCAAUUUUUCUUCGAGUUUUCUCUUCUUUUUAUUCCCAUUUGUGCUCCGCCUUGUAAACAAAUUAAUCACUAUUGUCCCAAUUGUCAUUCUUUUUUAGGCGAAGCACCUGUGCUUCAAUAA
Molecule: messenger RNA, 498 nt
Organism: Rotaria socialis
Lineage: Eukaryota; Metazoa; Rotifera; Eurotatoria; Philodinida; Philodinidae
Source: the annotation of a GenBank genome assembly